This is a messenger RNA of Stereum hirsutum FP-91666 SS1, 576 nucleotides long. Its product is annotated as acyl carrier protein. The record is from RefSeq and is a predicted model, not a curated record. Gene Ontology annotation, biological process: fatty acid biosynthetic process. Bases 42 to 410 code for a protein of 122 amino acids. The transcript has 5 exons. Gene Ontology annotation, cellular component: mitochondrion. Lineage: Eukaryota; Fungi; Basidiomycota; Agaricomycetes; Russulales; Stereaceae. Gene Ontology annotation, molecular function: acyl carrier activity; acyl binding.
CGUCGCUCGAGUCUCGCGUUCUCCUCGAUAUUCUCAACAAAAUGUCUUUCGUUCGUCUUGCCCUUCGCAGCGCUGCGCGCCCAACUCUCGCUGCCCGUGCCCUCCCCAGGACUCAGUUCCCCCGCUUUGCUCCUCGGGCAGCCUUCUCGGCCGCUGCAGGUCUUUCUAAAGGAGAGAUUGAGACGCGUGUGUUGGAUGUACUGAAGGGCUUUGAGAAGGUCGACCCGGCAAAACUUUCCCCAACAUCGUCAUUUUCGAGUGACUUGGGUUUGGACAGUCUCGAUGCAGUAGAGGUUGUUAUGGCCGUAGAGGAGGAGUUCUCUAUCGAGAUUCCAGAUGCCGAGGCGGAUGACAUCAAAACAGUGAAGGAGGCUAUCGACUACAUUGCCCGAACUCCUGAAGCGCAUUGAGUUCUGGAUACUUCCCUGCCCACUAGCUGUAUUUCCUUUUUCAAUAUCACCGCUUUUGAACCAUCAUGACCGCGCGCGUGAUGUACAUCUUCCUUGAAGCCGAGGUUGCUGGCGUCCGCUUUGUGCUAGACAGAAUUGCAAUGAACAACAUUACGUUGCGGCCCGC